This is a messenger RNA of Thunnus maccoyii (southern bluefin tuna), 2667 nucleotides long. RefSeq names its product PDZ and LIM domain 2 (mystique) (gene pdlim2). Gene Ontology annotation, biological process: actin cytoskeleton organization; heart development; muscle structure development. The transcript has 10 exons. Gene Ontology annotation, cellular component: Z disc; stress fiber; filamentous actin. The record is from RefSeq and is a predicted model, not a curated record. Lineage: Eukaryota; Metazoa; Chordata; Actinopteri; Scombriformes; Scombridae. Gene Ontology annotation, molecular function: muscle alpha-actinin binding; actin binding. Bases 443 to 1546 code for a protein of 367 amino acids.
CCUCACCUCUCCUCCCCCUCUCCUCCCCCUCUCCUCCCUCCCUUCUGAUGCGACACGCCCCGGGUUGCUGCCUGUGUCAAACCAUUUAUUUUGGUGACGGCACAUGGCACCGCGAGCUCAUCCCAGUGAUCCCUCUGCGCGCGCAGCCACAGGUGGUGUUCCUGCGUGCCAUCUUCACGCGUGAAACAACAGAGAAAACAAGAGCCAGGGGACCACAGAAGCUCCAUCGCUGCCUCGCCGCUGUAACACUGACGGAGGAAACUGCUUUCUGCUUAGUUUUGUUCUCAUCUUGGAGCCAGUCUGCUUCAGGCUGAGGUGAACUACUUGUGCGUUUUUAUCGAGGAGUGCGCGGAUAUUUAACAGGUGGAGAAGGCAACACUCAGCCCUGACACCACAGUACUUAUAUUGGGUUUUGACGAGUGUGUGCUGACCUGAUCUUUCAAUGGCGCUGACAGUGAAUCUGAUUGGUCCUUCACCAUGGGGCUUCAGAAUAUUUGGUGGAAGGGACUUCAAGAAGGCCAUAACUGUAUCGAAGGUCAACGGGGGCAGCAAGGCAGAGCAGGCAGACCUGCAACCCGGCGACAUUAUCUUGGAGAUCAACGGGGAAAACACGGCCGACAUGUUGAACGUGGAGGCUCAGAACAAGAUCAAGAAUUCCAAGACCCAUCUGCAGCUGGUGGUGGAGAGACACGGAUCUCCCAGCCCUGGACAGACAAAUGGCAUCAGCACCCCUGAACAGCUCACCGGACGCUUCCAGGAGGCAGUAAUAGUGAGUCGAGAUGAGAACCAGAACUACAGAGAGUACACCAUUUCCAGCCCUGUGUCACUGUCCCCUGGACCUUAUUCACCAGAUCCUCCUGCCAGCCCUGACAGGAAGAGGGAGACGCUGACACCAACCGCCAACAAGAGUAUCCAGCUGCGUUCAUGGUCUCCAGAGGAGAAGAGUCACAGGCUGUCUAGACCACUUUCACAGGACUUCUCCUCUUCAGACUACAGAAAUAACUCUGUGUCCAGCAGAACCCCCACCCCACCAGGACGCUACUCACCCCAUAGUCCCAUCGAUCGGGAUGUGCCCAUGUCCCCUCGUCGCAGUAGUUCGAGCUCUGACUUUGCCAUGCAGAGGUUUGACAGGGACUCAGAGGUGUACAAGAUGAUCCAGGAGAAUAAGGAGUCCCGCACGGCGCCUCGUCAGUCCAACACCUUUAAAAUGCUGCAAGAGGUCCUGGAGGCUGACGAGAAAGAGGCAGCCUUGAAGUUCCCAGGGAAGCUUUCACCCAGCGUCCCAGCAGCAAGCACGUCAGUGGGAGGAGUCAGCAAAUACCAUACCUGUGAGAAGUGUGGCACCAGCAUUGUCACACAGGUCGUGCGCAUCACAGACGACCGCCUCCGCCACCCGGAGUGCUACACUUGCACAGAUUGUGGCCUUAACCUCAGAAUGAGAGGUCACUUUUGGGUUGGAGACGUGAUGUACUGUGAGAAGCAUGCCAAACAGAGGUACCAAGGCCCGGGUAGUUCACCUCAAUCCACCAUCUCCCCUCGUCAAUGAGUCCGCCGCCACAUACCUGCCCCGCUCCGGACGAAGAGUACUGCUCGUCUGCCUGAAGCUCCACCUCAUCACAACUCCGUUACAGACCUUGGGAAUGGGGCAUGGAGGUGGACAGACAUCAACGAUAUGGCAGAGGAUGUUCUUUUCUGAUCAUAUUUAACCAUACUUUGCAAUAUUAUGAUUCACUUUCUUGCCUUUGUUAUAACUCUAUGAGAAUUGGGGCUUCUUUCAUAUGGCCCAGCCUCCACGGUCUCUUUAGGUUUUUCUUAGCUCUAAUGAUGCACAGCUGCCAUGGACUCAAGCCACAUCACAUUAUACUAAGGCCAGAUUUACAUAAUACCAUAGACAAACUCAACAGGACUGGCUCUCUGACUCUGAAGAUCUGGAUAAUCAUUUGAAUCUUUUGCUGACACAAAGGGACCAAAUCUCACCUACACUGCAUGCCAUUUUGAAAAUGUACUGUACACAAGCAGUGAUGUGUGUGUGUGUGUGUGCGUGUGUGUGUGUGUGUGCGUGUGUGUGUGCGUGUGUGUGUGUGUGUGUGUGGGUGCAUAUGGGUGCGUGCUUUCACAUGCAGAAGCGCAGCCACUUCUGCAUGCUUUCCUUGCAUAUGUGUGUGUGUGUGUGUGUGUGUGUGUGUGUGUGUGUGUGUGUGUGUGUGUGUGCAUGAAGGAGAGAGAGUGAAAAAGAAAAGGGGACCAUGUUGUUACAGACACAGAGGAGUUUGAAUUUUGCCCUAGAGUCAGGCCAAAAGCCCUUGAGUUCUUCUAUAUUUCUUUUGUAAGCAGAAUUUAUUAGUAGAUAGAAAUAAUGAAAAAUACAUAUUUGCUGACUUUUUUGCUGUUUUGUUGCUUAUGAGGGACAAUAGAUUCAUUCAAUAUACAAAUAUUUUUGAUGUUUUUGUGAUUGCUCUGUAUUCUAUAAUAUAGACCAUUUAAAAUUAAUAAUGUAUGCACAGGACAUUUAGUGUGAAAAGAGUUGAUGAUGAUGAUGAUGAUGAUACUACACUUGUCCAGUUACAGCAGUACUCAGAGAUACACUAUAAUGUUCACAUUCCAUGUGGCACUUAAUAAAAUCGCACAUCCUGAAGCCUCCUCAGUGAUGAUGUGUUGGAAUAAUAA